UGAGAGGUGAGGAAGCCGCUUUUGGGGUGAUUUGUGAUGGGUUGGGGGAUGAGCAAGAAAGAGUUGCAUUUUGAAGAGAGAGAGAGAGAGAGAGAAAAGAGGUGGUAUUGGGGUUAUGGCGAGUGAUAAGGGGACUGCGAGGUCGAUUCAGCGAUUGGAAGUACAAGGUGGCGGUUCCUAUGCCUCUACGAUCCCUGCAGGGUUCUUAGCCAAAGAGAGCAACAGCAGCAGUGGAGCUUACGAUUUGGGAGAAUUGGACCAGGCUCUAUUUUUGUAUCUCGAGGGCCACAAUACACAUCCUUCGGUUGCAGACCAAAGACAUUGUACAGAAAUUCGCCCACCCACUCUCAACAUAUUCCCCUCACAACCCAUGCAUGUUGAUCCAUUGCUAAAGGGAGUAGGAUUGGGAUCUUCAUCAGGAGAUAGAAAUAACAAUACCAAUAAUAGUAAUAAUAGUAGCAGUAGUAAUAUACAAUUGGGGUUUGAUUCUCCAACGAGUAGCAGCGGAGUAAGCAACAAGAGAUCAUCAUCAGAGCAGCAGCAUCAGCAGCAAUCAACGAUGAUGAUGGAGUUGGCAAAUCCGAGGACUGAUCUGACAUCAAAACCCCCUGAACCAGAUAAAGUUUCAAAGAGAGAAUCGAUUCGAAAGGGAGCAGCAUCCAGUUCAGAGCAUGAAGGACCAAAAACACCAGACCCUAAGACAUUGAGAAGACUCGCACAAAAUCGUGAAGCAGCACGAAAAAGUAGACUCAGGAAGAAGGCGUACGUUCAGCAGCUGGAGUCGAGUAGGAUGAAGCUAAACCAGCUCGAGCACGAGUUGCAAAGAGCAAGAGCACAGGGUAUGUUCUUUGGUGGAAGCGGCAUGCUAGGUGACCAAUCCCUUCCAUGCGGUAGUGGCAAUUUGAGCACAGAAGCGGCGGUGUUCGACAUGGAGUAUGGGAGGUGGCUGGAGGAGCACCACCGGCUGAUGUGCGAACUGAGGGCAGCGGUUUCCGAGCAUUUGCCGGAGAGUGAGCUCCGGCUUUACGUGGAUAAUUGCUUGGGUCACUAUGAGGAGAUGAUGGGGUUGAAGAGUAUGGUGGCUAGGGCCGAUGUUUUUCACUUAGUGUCCGGCAUUUGGAAGACACCGGCUGAGAGGUGCUUCCUAUGGAUGGGAGGCUUUCGACCCUCCGAUCUACUCAAGAUGCUCGUGCCACAAAUUGAGCCCUUGACUGAGCAACAAUUCCUAGCAAUGUGCAGCCUACAACAAUCAUCUCAACAGGCUGAGGACGCUCUCACACAAGGCAUCGAAGCCUUGCACAAAUCUCUCUCAGAGACAAUUGCAUCAGGCUCAUUGACUACCCCUACCAUUAUGGCCAACUACAUGGGCCAAAUGGCCUUAGCCAUGAACAAGCUUGCCAACCUCGAGGGCUUUGUAAGACAGGCAGAUAAUCUGAGGCAUCAGACCCUUCAACAGCUUCACCGGAUCCUCACGACUCGGCAAGCUGCUCGUUGCUUUCUGGCCAUCGGCGAGUAUUUCCACCGCCUUCGAGCCCUCAGCUCUUUGUGGCUCGCUCGCCCCAAACAAGAAUAAUUCUUUUCUCUCUACAUUUAGAAAGAGAGAGAAAGAAAUAUGCCAAAAACAAAGAAAAAAUCAAAUGAAGAGAAAACAGUUUUUAUCUCGUACACUUAUUUUCAUCACCUUCAUCACCAAGGGCACCCACCGCUCUCUCUCUCUCCUCUCUUUCUCUCUCUCUAAAUGCUGUACAAAUACGACUUGUAGACAGGUGUCACACAUGUAAGGGAAGGGAUGGCUCGUGGGAAGGUUGCUGGUCCAUUUGGCAAUUGGCAACCAUGUAUGAUCCCCCGGGCUACAUUUUGCAUUGGAUAUUUUGAGUUCUUUUGUUAUUAGAGAAAAGCUCCUAUUUAUUUUGGCACCU
Molecule: messenger RNA, 1919 nt
Organism: Amborella trichopoda
Lineage: Eukaryota; Viridiplantae; Streptophyta; Magnoliopsida; Amborellales; Amborellaceae
Product: bZIP transcription factor TGA10
Biological process (GO): DNA-templated transcription; regulation of DNA-templated transcription
Molecular function (GO): sequence-specific DNA binding; DNA-binding transcription factor activity
Source: RefSeq, a predicted model, not a curated record